This is a messenger RNA of Balaenoptera acutorostrata (minke whale), 465 nucleotides long. Its product is annotated as ATP synthase F(0) complex subunit C1, mitochondrial-like. Gene Ontology annotation, biological process: proton transmembrane transport; proton motive force-driven ATP synthesis. NCBI's taxonomy places the organism in Eukaryota, Metazoa, Chordata, Mammalia, Artiodactyla, Balaenopteridae. The record is from RefSeq and is a predicted model, not a curated record. The transcript has a single exon. The coding region runs from base 34 to 444 and encodes 136 amino acids. Gene Ontology annotation, molecular function: proton transmembrane transporter activity.
GGCAGCAGGGCAGUGGGAGUGCAGACUGAAAACAUGCAGACCACCAGGGCACUACUCAUUCCUCCUGCUCUGACCCGCUCUGGUACCAGGGGUCUGAUCAGGCCUGUGUCUGCCUCCUUCCUGAGGAGGCCAGAGGUCCCAUCUGAACAGCCUUCCUACAGCAGUGUCCCACUCCCCGUGGCCAGGCGGGAGUUCCAGAUCGGUGUUGUCUCCUGGGACACUGACACAGCGGCCAAGUUUAUCGGCGCUGGAGCCGCCACAGUUGGUGUAGCUGGUUCAGGGGCCGGCAUUGGCACAGUGUUUGGCAGCUUGAUCAUUGGCUAUGCCAGGAACCCAUCUCUGAAGCAGCAGCUCUUCUCCUAUGCCAUUCUGGGCUUUGCCCUGUCUGAGUCUAUGGGGCUCUUCUGUUUGAUGGUCACCUUCCUCAUCCUCUUUGCCAUGUGAGGUUCCAUGAAGGUCACCUAC